GACAUCCAGAAAAGGCUUCUAGCUACUGUCUCAGGAGAGGGAAGGUUUUGGGGGACCAGCUGGGGUCUCCAGUAGACAGACCACAGUGCAGGCUGAGGGAGGUACUUCUUGGCACAAGGCCUUGGGUAGGCAGGAGGCGAAGUCCUCGCAGAAGUGGGGGAAGGCUAGAGGAAGUGGCUGGGCCUGAACUGGCACUGUGCCCGACCCGAGGGCUUGUGCAUCCCCCCAGCACUCAGCUUUGCCUUCGGAAGCCGCACCUCACGGGCAGGGACCCUCCUCCUCGUCCAGCUCUUCUGUUCCCGGAGCCCCGAUUACCCUUGGCCUGGGAGCCAGAGCCAGUGUGUGAGGCUGGGAGUGGGACCCGCGCGGGCUUAGAGUUCGCAGUUCCUGGCCAUUGGGUGCAUUUCCCCGUAUCCACCUAUGUAGGGGGCGGCUCUGAACGGUGACUGUGUCCUUCCGUCUUUGGAUUGUUGGGGAGGGGUCUGCCUGCCCUUCCAGACUGACUGCAGACAGUCGGAGAUUUCCUGAGGUCCUCCAGGGUUCUCUGGCGGGGAGCCCUUCCUGGCCCCUGUAACCUAGACGAUUUGUUUACAGAAAGUUCAGGAGCCCUGGAAAGGAGAAGGAAUAAGACGGCAGGAGGAAGAGAGAGAGAGGGUAGAAUGGAAGAAUCUCACUUCAAUUCUAACCCGUACUUCUGGCCUUCUAUCCCCACAGUCUCAGGACAGAUCGAGAACACAAUGUUCAUCAACAAGAUGAAGGAUCAGCUGCUGCCCGAGAAGGGCUGUGGGCUGGCCCCACCGCACUACCCCACCUUGCUGACGGUGCCUGCCUCAGUGUCCCUGCCCUCGGGCAUCAGUAUGGACACGGAGUCCAAGCCAGACCAGCUCACCCCUCACAGCCAGGCGUCCGUCACCCAGAACAUCACUGUGGUCCCCGUGCCGUCGACAGGACUGAUGACUGCUGGAGUCUCCUGUUCUCAGAGGUGGAGAAGAGAAGGGAGUCAAUCAAGGGGUCCGGGUUUGGUCAUCACGUCCCCCUCGGGCUCUCUGGUGACCACAGCCUCCUCAGCUCAGACCUUCCCCAUUUCGGCUCCCAUGAUUGUCUCCACUCUCCCCCCUGGCUCACAAGCCCUGCAGGUGGUCCCUGACCUCUCCAAGAAGGUCGCAUCCACCCUGACAGAGGAGGGUGGUGGAGGAGGUGGUGGAGGUGGCAGUGUGGCCCCUAAGCCCCCCCGGGGCAGGAAGAAGAAGCGGAUGCUGGAAUCGGGGCUGCCUGAAAUGAAUGACCCCUAUGUCCUCUCCCCUGAGGAUGACGAGGACCAUCAGAAAGACGGCAAGACCUACAGGAGCGAAGGGAACUGCGGCACAGGAAAUGGACAGAGCCUUGGGCUCAUGGAUUCAGUUCCCGGCUCCACCACGACCCUGUGUGACCCUGGGUGCCGGAUGUGCUCUCUGACAUUCUACUCAAAGUCGGAGAUGCAGAUCCACUCCAAGUCGCACACCGAGACCAAGCCCCACAAGUGCCCGCACUGCUCCAAGACCUUCGCCAACAGCUCCUACCUGGCCCAGCACAUCCGUAUCCACUCAGGGGCCAAGCCCUACAGUUGUAACUUCUGUGAGAAGGCCUUCCGCCAGCUCUCCCACCUCCAGCAGCACACCCGGAUCCACUCCAAGAUGCACACGGAGACCAUCAAGCCCCACAAGUGCCCGCACUGCUCCAAGACCUUCGCCAACACCUCCUACCUGGCCCAGCACCUCCGUAUCCACUCGGGGGCCAAGCCCUACAGCUGCUCCUACUGCCAGAAGGCCUUCCGCCAGCUCUCCCACCUCCAGCAGCACACACGAAUCCACACUGGUGACAGACCGUACAAAUGUGCACACCCCGGCUGUGAGAAGGCCUUCACACAACUCUCUAACCUGCAGUCCCACAGAAGGCAGCAUAACAAAGAUAAACCCUUUAAGUGCCACAAUUGUCAUCGGGCGUACACAGACGCAGCCUCGCUAGAGGUGCACCUGUCCACACACACGGUGAAGCAUGCCAAGGUGUACACCUGCACCAUCUGCAGUCGGGCGUACACGUCGAUCCAUGGUGACUUCUAAAGCCCACUCCUGCCUGAGUAUCACUCCAGUAAUGAGCACUGACGGUGCUACCCGAGUGCUGCUUGCACCUGGCCCGG
Messenger RNA from Tupaia belangeri chinensis (Chinese tree shrew), 2176 nucleotides. RefSeq names its product zinc finger protein 384 (gene ZNF384). The coding region runs from base 660 to 2099 and encodes 479 amino acids. Gene Ontology annotation, molecular function: RNA polymerase II cis-regulatory region sequence-specific DNA binding; DNA-binding transcription factor activity. Gene Ontology annotation, biological process: regulation of transcription by RNA polymerase II. The record is from RefSeq and is a predicted model, not a curated record. Lineage: Eukaryota; Metazoa; Chordata; Mammalia; Scandentia; Tupaiidae. The transcript has 11 exons.